CCGUUGUACUAAGUCGAUAUUCAGUCGGUGAUCAUCUUUCGAGCGACGCGGACGCGGGGAUCUACGGUAAACAAUUGUGACUGUGCAUCUGGCAGACCUUCUCCCGAGGGUACAACGCUGGAGGCGACCGUUAUUGGGCUGUUUGUUUUGUCGGGAUUACUUAAUCAGCAAGUGGUGCACGUGGUUUGCCGCAAGGCCUUUUGCGGAUAGCAGGUUCCUCGGGGACUAGUACAAACACUCGUCCUUGUGUGGUGACCUACUUUUAAAUCGCGCACUACUUUAGCUCCUACCACCGCAACACGAAACGGUCAUGGAAUCGAUUUCAUCUUCACAACGCUUCUCCCCGCCUUACCGCAGCGUAGCGGAUACGUAUGCCAACCGGACUCUAUUUAUAACCGGUGCGACGGGUUUCAUGGGCAAAGUCCUUGUGGAAAAGCUGCUUCGCGAUUGUGGUGAAAUCAAGUGUAUUUACCUCUUGAUUCGUACGAAAAAGGGCGUGGAUGCCGGCCAGCGGCGAGACGACUAUCUCCGGCACACCGUCUUCGAUCGUGUGCGUGAAACAAACAAGGCUCAACUGGAUAAGAUCAAGUGUAUCCGAGGGGAUAUUUUAAGCGACGGAUUGGGCAUAAGUGACGAGGACCGAGCCCUACUGGUGGACAAGGUCGAGGUAGUGUUCCAUUGUGCCGCGAAUGUGCGGUUUGAUAUGGAACUAAAACAGGCAGUAAAUUUCAACACCAAUGGAGCGAUGCGAGUGUUGGGUCUGGCCGAGCAAAUGAAGCGACUGGUAGCCUUCGUGCACGUGUCCACCUCGUACUGCCAGUGCAACGAGGAGGUGGUGGAAGAGAAAUAUUAUCCAGCUCCGCACAAUCCCUUGGGGAUUUCCAAGCUCACCGAGUUGAUCAACAGUGACGUUCUAGGACUUGUUACUCCGAGUUUGCUGUGUAAUCUACCCAACACUUAUGCCUACACAAAGGCUCUAACGGAGGAUCUGGUGUGCAGCUACCAAGACCGGUUUCCGAUUGCUAUCGCCCGUCCCACGAUCGUAGUUGCUGCUUGCAAAGAGCCUAUCCCCGGAUGGGUCGAAGGGACCAACGGUCCAACGGGACUAAUGAUUGGCGCUGCUCGAGGUGUCAUUCGCAGUAUGCACUGCAACCCAGAAUACGACGCCGAACUCGUGCCGGUCGAUAUAACAAUGAACGCAAUAAUUGUGCUAGCGGCAGAACGUAUCAACAGCACCAACCGAGAAGUUAUGUUUUGCAACGUGUCCAAUUCGAAUACUAAUCCGCUUACAUGGGGAACCGCACUGGAGACCGGAAGGAAGCAGCUUUUUAAGGCUCCACUGUGUUUCGCAUUGUGGUAUCCAGACGGAUCGUUGAAGACCAGCUAUUACUAUCACAUGCUGUGCGUGAUAUUAUUUCAAUAUUUACCAGCUUUUCUGAUUGACUUUCUGCUUAUUGUACUACGAAAAAAGCCAUUCAUGGUAAAAGUUCAAAAGCGAAUAACACAAGGGAUAGAAAUCCUGCAGUACUAUACUACCAAAGUGUGGGUUUUCAAAAAUGAUAACAUGCGGGCAAUGUACAGCAGACUGUCCGAAGAAGACCGUACGAAGUUUUACUUUGACAUGUCCCAUAUCCACUGGCCAACGUACUUCGCCAACUACUUUCUAGGCGUUCGACACUACGUGCUGAAGGAACCACCGGAAUCACUGCCAAAAGCUCGUAGACUAUUGCAGAAGUUAUACAUUCUCGAUAAAAUAACGCAGAUCAUAUUCUACGCGUUGUUGCUAUGGUUUUUUUGGUCCUACUGGGAUGUGGUGCUAGGGUCGAUUCAAUAUGUUUUCGAUAACGGAAUUGAGAUUGCCCGAAAUGCUUUCACUCCAGCUCGGCACAUUCCAGCUCGUUCGUAGUUUGUAGUAAUAUAACUUUCAUCCCAAUAAUCCCCUUUGUGUAUAAGAACCAAAAAUUCUUUCUUUAGAACCACAAGACGCGAGCUAUACCAUUGAUAUUCUUUUUUAAAAUAAAUGAUAAGCAGCAGUA
Molecule: messenger RNA, 2036 nt
Organism: Wyeomyia smithii (pitcher-plant mosquito)
Lineage: Eukaryota; Metazoa; Arthropoda; Insecta; Diptera; Culicidae
Product: putative fatty acyl-CoA reductase CG5065
Exons: 5
Coding region: 311-1906 (531 amino acids)
Biological process (GO): long-chain fatty-acyl-CoA metabolic process
Cellular component (GO): peroxisome
Molecular function (GO): alcohol-forming very long-chain fatty acyl-CoA reductase (NADP+) activity
Source: RefSeq, a predicted model, not a curated record